Messenger RNA from Lethenteron reissneri (Far Eastern brook lamprey), 669 nucleotides. It is a transcript of the gene MAD2L1BP, whose product is annotated as MAD2L1 binding protein. Gene Ontology annotation, biological process: regulation of exit from mitosis. The record is from RefSeq and is a predicted model, not a curated record. Lineage: Eukaryota; Metazoa; Chordata; Hyperoartia; Petromyzontiformes; Petromyzontidae. Gene Ontology annotation, cellular component: nucleus.
AUGUGUGCGCAGCGCUGCGAGGUGACGGUGCGCGGCGCCGUGAGCCAGCGGAGCCUGGGCGCCCUCGUCUGGGAGAUCUUCGCUCACGCGCUCUACCAGCGCGGACAGCUGCCGCUUCCCUACCCGCAGCUGCUGCACUUCCACAGCCGCCUGGCAGAGGUGCCCCCCAGGUUAAGGCAAGAAGCACGCACGCUGACGGCCCUACACGAGCUGAGCGGCCACCUGGAGACGCUCUUCUCCCUGUCGCACGUGCCCCGGGUCCUCAUCCUGCUCGGGCCGAGCCCCGUGUCGCCGCUCGAGCUCUACGAGCUGGACUUCCACGAGCUGGCGCUGGGAGGCAGCGGCGAUGCGCUGUGCCACGCUCGCUACAGCCGCCACGUGUUUCACUCGCUCUUCGUGCAGGAUGUGUUUGGCGAGCCGCGCACUCUGCCCGUCACCUCGGCCACACUGCUGCUGUGGGCGCACAGGGACUGCGGCGUCGACUGGUUCAAGCCCAAGCUCAACUACAAGCCGCCCACCCGCGGGAGGAGGGUCGUCGUCACGUUUAGCAACAGUCUGGAGGAGCCGCUGGGCAUGGCCCUCGGCCAGCCGCGCGAGGACGACUGCGUGUGGUUCCAGGCCCCUGUGGCCAUCAAGGGCGUCCUGGACAGUGGGUCAGGCCAGGGUUAG